Messenger RNA from Marmota flaviventris (yellow-bellied marmot), 2565 nucleotides. It is a transcript of the gene Il20rb, whose product is annotated as interleukin 20 receptor subunit beta. Gene Ontology annotation, biological process: cytokine-mediated signaling pathway. The record is from RefSeq and is a predicted model, not a curated record. Gene Ontology annotation, cellular component: plasma membrane. Gene Ontology annotation, molecular function: interleukin-20 binding; cytokine receptor activity. Lineage: Eukaryota; Metazoa; Chordata; Mammalia; Rodentia; Sciuridae.
UAAAAUUAGAGUUGUCAUCAUUCAUAAACCUGUGUGGCCUUUCACUGGAUGCUACCAGUCUGCAGCUGUGGUAUUCCCCUAUGUCAGCCACCCCUCAGCCUUCCUCUCUGCCUUCACCCAGAUGGAGUGGCCAGUCUGCCUGCCCCUCAGAACCUCUCUGUGCACUCAACCAACAUGAAGCAUCUCUUGACAUGGAGCCCAGUGAUCCUGCCUGGAGAAACAGUACACUAUUCUGUUGAGUAUCAGGGAGAGUAUGAGAGCCUGUACUUAAGCUGGAUCUGGAUCCCCACCAGCUGGUGCACGGUCAUUGAAGAACCCAAGUGUGACGUCACGGAUGACAUCACUGCCACAGUCCCUUACAAACUCCGUGUCAGGGCCACAUUGGGCUCCCAAACUUCUGCCUGGAGUACCCUGAAGCACCCCUUUAAUCGAAACUCAACCAUCCUCACUCCACCCAGGAUGGAGGUGUCCAAGGAUGGCUUCCACCUGGUUAUUGAGCUGGAAGACCUGGGGCCGCAGUUUGAGUUCCUCGUGGUCUACUGGAGGAGGGAGCCUGGUGCCAAGGAACAGACCAAAGUGGUGAGGAGUAGGGGCGUUCCUGUGCACCUGGAAACCAUGGACCCAGGGGCCACAUACUGUGUGAAGGCCCAGUCUCUGGUGAAGGUCAUCGGUAGGCACAGUGCCUUCAGCCAGGCAGAGUGUGUGGAGGUGCAAGAAGAGGCUCUCCCACUGGCCCUGGCCCUGUUUGCUUUCCUUGGCUUCAUGCUGAUCCUCGUGGUUGUGCCGUUCUCCAUCUGGAAAAUGGGUCAGCUGCUCCGGUACUCCUGCUGCCCCGUGGUGGUCCUCCCAGACACCUUGAAAAUAACCAAUUCACCCCAGAAGUUAAUCAGCUGCAGAAGGGAAGAGGUGGAUGUCUGUGCCACAGCUGUGCUAUCUUCUGAGGAACUCUUCAAGGCCUGGAUCUAGACCUGAGGAAGGGCCCACAGACUGGCCUGCAGGACACAGGACUCGUGAGGGGUGAGGCUGUGUUCCUGUUUUCCUCCAUGGAUGAAGGACAAGAGAAGUAUGAAGAGCCUGCCAUGUCCAUGUGCGGAAGCAACUGUCAGAGGCUGAGUGUCAUGCCAGUGGCACUGGUGAGAGUUCAGGAGAUGUGACUUCCAGACCCGGAGCUGACAUUUGCUAGCUGAGUGACCCUGGGGAAAGUGACUUCAUCCCUCUGGUCCUCAGAUUUCUCAUCUGCAAUGGGGAUUAAUUACGCACCUGUCUCUGCUCUCUGUCUCUCUUUCUAUGUAUGUAAAUACAUUCAGCACUUGCAGGACUGCCGGUGGCAUUCAUGCUGGGAAAGGCCAGUGCUCCUGGAGAGCAGGAUAUAAAUGUGUAGUAAGAAGGACCAAAGGCCACACAUGAGUUGGCUUGGGCUCCCCGCUUUCCCAGAGGAAAUGGAAGAGGAAAGGAAGGAUGGGAGCAAGUGUUGAUCUCCCUUCAAGCCAAAUGCCUAUGCAGAGGUGGAGGGCUCAGCAAGCCAUGGUGGGUGAACUGGAAGGCCACAGCCCCCCAACGUAGGAUGUGCACCAGUGCUGGAGAUCCACAAAACACCAUCAAGUGUGGACUGUGUGCACAUCCUGAGGAUGGCAGGUAAUAUGUGUGUUGUGUGACGAGAGGGCAGGAGGUGGUCAGUUCCAAGUGUAAUGUUUGUAGCAUCUGUUUUUCCUGUGAAGUUGUCAAAGUGCAGAAGUAAAAAUCAAAAGGGGUAGUCUUUUUGGUUCCUGCAAAAAAAGCGGGCUUCGGGGUUUUAGUUACAUCACCAGCCCUAGGUCCAGAGAAACAUACAGUACACACAGCUCUGGCUUCAUGCUUCAGCCCCUAGCCACAGGCUGCUUGCUUCGGGGACAGCUUCUAUUGCACAAGAGCUCCAGUUGAGUCAGGAGGCAACAAGAUCACCUGACCAGGGCGCUCUUGGUUUUUCCCAGAGGCCCCUUUCCAUAGGAUUUCUGUGGGUACUUCCUUUUCCUUUAGGCAUUCCACUCAGAGAUCAGACUCUGCCUCUUCUACUCUGCUUUUCCUGUUCUCAACUCUGGAAGCCCCUACUCACUCCUCUCCCCAACCAGGUGAAGAAGAAAGCCUAAGGCUAGAGAAGGAGUGGAGGGAGGAAGUUUCUUGAGGAGUGAAGAAUUGAUUGUUGAGCAAGACCUGUACCUUUUUAUUCCCCACUCCCUCCCAGGUCUGGAGCCUCUGAGUGGGUUCCUCUCUACCCCCACUUCCUGGCCCUUCCAGCCAGCCUGUGGUGGGGACAGUCUAACUGCCUCAACCAGAUGUUUUCCCCUUUGUAACACCACCACCCCACCAUCCUCUCUCCACCUGGCAGGGUCUCAAGUAGAUUGGGGAGGGGCUGUGUCCAGGGAUGAGAUAUCCUAAGAGCUUUGCCUUUAUGUUCUUCUUGUUGGUUUUGACUCCUUUAUGGAGAGUAUGUGCGAAUUUUAUAUUGUGCCUGAACUGGAAACAUGUUCAUUUUAUAAAAAAUAAAGACCACACGACUACAUGGGUCAUCCUUGAUCCUUCCUCUUC